Molecule: messenger RNA, 1640 nt
Organism: Helianthus annuus (common sunflower)
Lineage: Eukaryota; Viridiplantae; Streptophyta; Magnoliopsida; Asterales; Asteraceae
Product: bZIP transcription factor 11
Exons: 1
Coding region: 566-1009 (147 amino acids)
Biological process (GO): positive regulation of DNA-templated transcription
Cellular component (GO): nucleus
Molecular function (GO): transcription cis-regulatory region binding; DNA-binding transcription factor activity
Source: RefSeq, a predicted model, not a curated record
CGUUCAUUAUAUAACGUUUUUACUCUUACGUUUUGUUCAAUUUAACAGCCUCGCCGCAAAAUGCAAGUUCCUAAAUUCUCGUUUAUAUUAUUCUAGUCUCUUUUGCAAGUUUCCUAUAAAUAAGACCUUAUAAACCUUCCCUAUUUUGUUCCCCUUGUCCUAGUGUUCUUCCCCAAUUUUCACUUAUCUUGUUGGAAGCUUUUUAACCAAGAUUCAUGUUCAAUUUACUUGUAUUAAUGUUGGAAAUAGAUGUCUCAAAUUCUUUGUGAAUUGUUCCUUUGUGGGUUUAUCAUCAAUUCCACUUAUUGGCGUUGCACUCAUUUAGUUCAAUCUUUCUCAGUUGUCUUCCUCUACUGGUUUUAUUACAUUUCAUGAUUCUUCCUCUCUUUUUCAUAUCCAUAAAUUAUCAUAUAAAUUAUCAAAUUAGAUCUUAACUACCAUCUGGGUACUUGCUACUUUCUCCAAUUUCUCUCUCAAAAUCAUCAAUUUCAAGUUUUUUUUUUUUUUUUAAUUUUUCAAGAAAAGUUUCAAGUUUUAUUGUAUAUUUUUGGGAUUUUCAAUUUGCAUGGCUUCCUCUAGUGGCACAACGACGUCGUAUGGUGGUGACUCAGAUCUUCAAGAAGAAAUGGACCAGAGGAAAAGAAGACGAAUGAUAUCGAACCGAGAAUCCGCAAGGAGGUCAAGAAUGAGGAAGCAAAAGCACCUGAACGAUCUCAUGACUCAGCUGAGUCAACUCAGGAACGAGAUUAACCGAGUCAUGGGUAGUAUUAGCAUGACCACACAGCGUUAUAUGAGUGUGGAGGCUGAGAAUUCGGUGUUGAGAGCUCAGGUGGCGGAGCUCAGCUACCGGUUGCGGUCUCUCAACGAGAUCAUGGCGUUUACGGAUACCGGAACCGGGUUUGCUGAUGAACAGAGUGGCGAGUUUGGCGGCGAGUUUACAAAUGACUCACUGAGUUAUGUUUACACUUGCCAACCUAUAUUGGCUUCUGCUGAGAUGAUUAUGUACUGAACUCAGAGCGUCAUUUUUUUUCGAGAGUUAACUGUCAUUUUCGUCUCCGUGGUUUGUUCAAUUACGAUAGUUCAGACCAAAUUUCAAAUUUGUAUCAUUUUCGUCUCUGACUUCCUGAAAUAUGUCAGUUUCAUCCAAAUAAAACUAAGGUUGAAUCGAAUAAUUGGACAAACUACAAGGACGAAAAUGUCAAUUAACUAAUGCUUUUUUGGUUGGAACUGAUAUGUUUCAACAAUUUCAGGGACGAAAAUAGUACAAAUUUGAAUUUGGUCUGAACUGACAUAAUUGAACAAACUAUAUUGGGUCUUGUUUGAGGUAACUUCUAUUGUUUCCACUAAAUGCAUUUUUUUUCUUUUUACUAAAUUAGUCAAAUCAUCUAUUUGCUUUUAGUGGUAGAGGGUUUGUUCAAAAUGUAAAAUAUACGUUUAGCCUAUGAUCUAAAUGUAUCACUUUCAUUACUAGUUGUACUCCCUUUGUUAGAAAAAGUGCGUAAAUAUGUGAGAGAAGGGAGUGGAUUCCGUAGAACCCUUUUGUAAGGUUACCGAAGAAAAUAAAAUUGUUAGUAUACUAUGUUGUAACGUGUUUUUCUGGUGUAUGAAGUUAAUAAUAAGAGUUAACUUUCUUUUUGAUC